Theileria orientalis strain Shintoku is the source of this 3306-nucleotide messenger RNA. RefSeq lists its product as hypothetical. The record is from RefSeq and is a predicted model, not a curated record. The transcript has a single exon. NCBI's taxonomy places the organism in Eukaryota, Apicomplexa, Aconoidasida, Piroplasmida, Theileriidae. Bases 1 to 3306 code for a protein of 1101 amino acids.
AUGGAGGAUGUUUUAAAUUUUGCUAACGUUUUAAACACUUAUGUUAACAGUAUAUUCCCUCAUUACGAGCCCAUUAUAAACGAUGAUGAUUCCUCUUCCAAUAUAUCUAAUGAUACUUCUCAUGAUAUACCUAUAGCUCAUAAAGUUACAUACACAGGUCUCACUGCAUUAAUUUUGAUAAUACUUGUACUGCUAUGCUUAAUAACAGUAAACAUAAAAUCUGUUUUCAUGGUCAACAAGUCUCUUGACCAAUCAAUCAAUUCAAUAUAUUCCCCAAAUAAAGAUGGAUUUUUACACAUAAUUGAUAAAAUAAACAAUAAUAGCACUGAAUUACUGUCUAGCACAAUAUCUGAUUCAAAUAUUUCUGGUUCUAACGUUAAAUCAGUUAAUUUGACACUGGAACACACGAAUCAUAUUAUCAACAUAGAUCAGAUAAAAACUAGAUCGGAUAUCGCAAUGUGGAUACAGUUUGGACUCAUACCUAACCUAUUUCAGGGUUUAAACACAUUUAACAAUUGGGUUACUAACACUCUUCUCUUAACGUUCACUGGGAAUGGAAAAAUAUACAAAUACAAUGUCCCUUCUGAUGUUGUAUCAAAGUCAAGUGUUCUUUUACACUCAAAACCAUCUAAGGAUAACUCUGUUGCUACUGAUUCUGGUCGAAACAUUCAUUACAGUUACAAUUAUGACCCGAAUACAUCUGCAAACUAUCAGUUUGUACAUGGAGAAACAAUUGACGAAAUCCUCUCUUCUUUGAUGCAGGGGACUUCUUACUUAAACGGGGAACCGUACUUUCCUCUAAAUGCCAUAAUUUCAAACGAGAAGAUAAAUCAAAUUUCUGUUGACUUCAUUACGAACAACAGAGUAUCCAACGUCUUUAGCUCAGUAAACAUUAAUUUUAAAAUCAGAGACAAAACUACGAAAGUAAACGGGCUUGACGUAGUUGACUCAGUAAUUGAUCCUCUGGUAAUAGUUUCAUCGUAUCGGAUAAACACAAGUCUGUUUCCACUAAUUCUGGAUGCAAUUCUCAUCGCACUCUUAAUCGCAAACACAAUCUACACAAUUGUCAUGUUCAAGCUUUAUCCUAAAUCAUUUUUUAUAUUCGACUAUUUUUUCGACUCAGUGUUCAAAAUAUCAGUAUUUCUUUCGCUGGUUUUCUUCAACGCGAUUGCGAUUUUUGCAAACUACUCUCUCCCUAGAGUUGCAAAUAAUACCUGCGACAAGGCUUUCUGCAUAUCUGACGUCGUUCUGGGCUACUACGACGUUAAACUUGACCACGAAAAAUUACUCAAACUAACCUUCAGCAGACUUAAAUUCAGCAUCAGGGUUACGAUUAUUGUUUUUGGAUUGCUGUGCUUCUUCGUCAUGCUUUCCGUCAUUACAUCCUUCAUAUCAACGUGGCUGGUUGUUAACAAGAAUAAUCAACUGUCUCUUACCUAUAAGAGGUACUACUACCACCUCAAAAUGCCACUAGUGUCACUGACGGUUGGCGUUGUACUUUCUAUUAUGCUUAUUGCCUUAUUCAGCUCAUCGGUUGCUCACAUGUUCAAAUCUUCAUCGCAUUCCGUCGUUCACAACUUCUUUGCUCUUUUCAACCUCAUUCUUGGCAUUUCAAACGAUGCGACGCUAAAGUACAUUGACAACUAUAGCGUAAUAUACUCUAUCGUUUUCAUCAUGCUUCUGCUCAUAUCGUUCUACUUAGUUGUUAUUCUUGUUACCUCUCUUCUACUCAUGCUUGACGACAACGACAAGUCACUAAACUUUAGUAAAAGGGCUGUUUCCUGGAAAUAUGACAACUUUAGGCUUAUCAAGUUCAUUCAAAGGUUUUCAAACCUGUAUAAUAAAUUAAAGCAUUUCAUCGGAUCUAUGAUAUUUCAUUCAAAGCCUAUUCAUAUACAGAACACAAGGUCAAAAAUAAAAUCAGAUCCUAUAAAGAACAUGGUUGAGGACGACGAAAGUGACAGCUCCAGCAUAUUCGAUAACAAAAAGUCAAAGUUCAGGUUUUAUUUGGUUAAUUUCUUCAGAUUUAUUACUUAUUUUAUACUCGCUGGCUGUAUUAUUGCCUUUUUAUACUAUGAAUAUAACUGCUCUAAGGUUUCUAAGGUCAUUUCAGAUACCAUAGAGGAACAAAUUCGUAGAACACGCAAAAGGUUCAAUUUUGAAAUGAAGCUCUAUAACAUGAAAUACACUGAACUUCUUAAAGUCAUCGACACUCCUCCAAGUAGUCACAAUGCCGAUGUCACUAUCGAGUCUACAAUUCCCGACUCAAUGAUAUCAACAUUCAAUGAUCUUUAUUAUUGGCUUAACAUUGGUUCUGUUAGAUCACUGUUUAGACGUAUAGACACUUCUGGUCGUGAUGAUCUUCCCCAAAGUGACUCUCCUAUUAUCGCAAUUAAUUCGAGAUACUUUCUACACCCUAAUAAGAUGCCUGUUCUUUUCAGCCUUUACUUCUACAUUACUCCUCCAAAAUACCUUGUUGCAAACAUGAAAAAGACUAUUUUUCACGACAGGUACUACCAAUUAAUGAUGAUUGAUGAAGAUGUACAUGGUUUUGAAAACCUCUUCGACAACAUGAUCAACACAAUACCAGAUACUGUUAAAAAGGUUAUGCUAGAUAUAAUCGUUGUCGAUUCAAAGUUCCAUAACAAGAUUUACAACGCUAACAUCAAGUUUUACAUGGAGAAGUCUGGAAUGAUGACUCACGAGGUCAAGGUCCAGAACGUGUUUUCCAUAUUUCUUCCUCCGAAGAAUAAAAACAUAAUCUACUAUGCAAUUCUUGUCUGUACCUGUUUGUUUUUGCUGAUUCUGCUUGGGCUACUGAUUAAGGAUAUAGAUAAUUUCAGAAAGGGUUUCUUCAUGUAUUAUCCACGAUCUAAUGCUGUACACAUGAUUAUCAUGUACUAUCUCAACGACGUCAGAAGGUUAUUGGAUCUUAUCAUCAUUGCUUUUGUCGUGAGCUUACUCACUCUUUACAUUUCUAUACUUGUUUAUCGUACAAUAAUCAUUAAACACAUUGAUGAAUUUCAAGACAUUUUUUACAGAUAUUAUUAUCAACUCAUCACUAAAAAGAUAUUUUAUAUUCACUCAUCAAUCGGAUUUUUACUUACAGGAAUCAUAGUCUUUGGCGUUAUCUUAAAGAACCGUACAGUCCGACACUACCUAUACGUAGGCAUAUCUGUACUAUACCAAAUGAAGUACCUCUACGCUAACAUCAUUUUCUACUUCCUUGUUAUGGUUUUCACAUAUCUCUUCUUUUUCUAUUUCAUUUCUAAGGACUAUUUCUCAGGUAAUUUUUCUAUGUUAUAA